This is a messenger RNA of Juglans microcarpa x Juglans regia, 2490 nucleotides long. Its product is annotated as disease resistance protein RUN1-like. Lineage: Eukaryota; Viridiplantae; Streptophyta; Magnoliopsida; Fagales; Juglandaceae. Gene Ontology annotation, molecular function: ADP binding; protein binding. The coding region runs from base 1 to 2490 and encodes 829 amino acids. The record is from RefSeq and is a predicted model, not a curated record. Gene Ontology annotation, biological process: signal transduction; defense response. The transcript is spliced from 4 exons.
AUGAAAGUUUUGCCCAUUUUCUAUCAUGUAGAUCCUAGUGAUGCGCGGAAACAGGAGGGCACCUUCAGAGAUGCCUUUGCUGAGCACGAGAAAAAUAUUGAGAACAAAGAUAAGGUGCAAACUUGGAGAAAUGCUUUGAAAAAAGUGGCCAAUCUCUCUGGAUUCCAUUUAAAGAACGGGGAUGAGCCGACGUUUAUCAAAGAAAUUGUUAAAAUGAUAUCUAGAGAAUUGAUCAACCUUAUUGAUGAUCGCGAGGACAACCUUGUCGGGAUAGACUCUCGUGUGAAUGAAAUGCAUUUGCAUUUAGGUAUUGGAUUUUAUGAUGUUCGCAUUAUAGGGAUAUGCGGUAUGAGUGGAAUGGGCAAGACAACUCUUGCACGAGGUAUAUUUCAAAAGUUCAAUCAUCUAUUCCGAGCUAGAAGCUUUCUUGAAAAUGUUAGUUUGGUUUCUAAAAGAAAUGGUCUAGUUGCUUUACAAAAAAAGAUCCUUUCUGAUAUGAAGUUGAAGAUUGACCAUGAAAAAUGGGAUGUGCUUAAAGGAAUUGAUGUGAUAAGGAAUAGAUUACUUUACACAAAAGUUCUUAUUGUUCUUGAUGACGUGGAUGAAAAAGAACAAUUAGAAACAUUAGCUGGGAACUGCAAUUGGUUUGGAUCAGGGAGUAGAAUCAUUGUGACCACUAGAGAUGAAUGUUUGUUAACAGCACAUGGAGUGCAAAUUAUACACCGGAUUAAAGGACUACAUGAAAAUGAGGCUUUACAGCUUUUUAGUCAAGAAGCCUUUCGUAACCCUAAUCAAUGUGAAGAUCAAGACUUUUUGGAUCUAUGCAAUGACUGUGUGAGUUGCGCCGGCGGUCAUCCUUUAGCUCUUAAAGUUUUGGGUUCCUCCCUAUUGGGAAAAGGAAGAGAUGAAUGGAAAAGUUCUUUGAAUGGAAUACAAGUACUUCCUAAUAGAGAUAUUCAACAGCAACUCCAAAUAGGUUUUGAUGCAUUGGAGUAUACAGAGAAAAAUAUUCAACAUAAACUCAAAAUAGGUUUUGAUGCAUUGGGGGAGACAGAGAAAACAAUGUUAUUAGAUAUUGCCUGUUUCUUCAAUGGGGAAGACAAAGAUCGAGUGGUAGAUUUAUUGGAAGGUGAUUGCUUCCCUAAGAUUGAUAUAGAAACUCUUGUGGACAAAUCUCUUGUUACUAUUUUGGGGGGGAAAUUGUGGAUGCAUAGUUUACUACAAAGAAUGGGUUGGGAAAUUGUUCGCUGUGAACAUCGUAACAAGCCUGGAAAACGCAGCAGAUUAUGGCGUCGUGAUGAUAUCUUUGAAGUUCUACGGGAAAAUUCUGGAACAUAUAAAGUCCAAGGCAUAAUGUUAAGUACUUCGUCUCCACAUCAAGAAGAGUUGAAUCCUGAAGCCUUUUCAAAUAUGAAAAAACUUAGAUUAGUUAAAAUAUGUGAUGUGAAUCUUCCAUGGGGCCUCAAUUCUCUCUCUAAUUGGUUGCGACUAAUGGAAUGGCAUGAAUAUCCUUUGAGUUCCAUACCGGAGAGCUUUCAGCCAAACAAUCUUGUUGAGCUCAUUAUGCAUCGCAGCAGCUUUCUGCAAUUACCAAUGGCUUUUCUUAAAUUAAAGAAGUUGAAAGUCAUGGACUUUAGUGGUUCUGAAAACUUGAUGAUGACUCCUGACUUCUCUGGAUGCCCAAGUCUUCAAAGGUUAAUUUUUGAUGGUUGCACAAGAUUGUAUGAAGUUCACCCAUCUAUUGGAGCUCUCAAGCAUCUUAUACUAUUAAAUCUCAAAGAUUGUAAAUGUCUGAGUAGCCUUCUGCAUGAGAUCAACUUGGAAUCAUUGAAUCUUUUGAUCCUAUCGGGUUGUUCAAGUUUCAAUAAGUUUCCAGAGAUUGUGGAGAAUAUGAAGCUUUUGUCAGAGCUUUAUUUGGAUGAGACUGCCAUUGAGGAAUUCCCAUUAUCCAUUCAACAUCUAAUUGGCCUGACAUUACUAAAUCUUGGAGAGUGCAAAAAGCUUUCGGUUUUUCCGAGUGUCAUUUGUUGUUUACCUGCUCUUAAAACUCUCAUUCUCUCUGGAUGCAAAGGUCACCCUCCUUCCCCUAUUUUAUUUUCAAUUCGUGCACCUCGCACUUUGUCGUUGCCUAGCUUUUUUUCAGGGUUGACCACUUUAGUAACUCUAGAUCUAAGUGAUUGCAAUCUAUUGGAUGGAGCACUUCCCGACAAUAUUAGUAGCUUAUCCUCCUUGGAGUUUCUGAAUUUGAGCAGAAACAAUUUUGCACGCUUGCCAGACAGCAUUUCUCAGCUUCCAAAGCUUAAAUUUCUUUGUUUGGAUAAUUGUAGCAGACUUCAGUUAUUGCCAAAUCUUCCCUCAACUACACAAUUUGUAAUGGCUCGAGAAUGUACUUCACUCCAAAAUUAUUCCAAUCAAGUUGUUGGGUCGACUUCAGGUGGAGGAGAAUUCACUGUUAUUAGCUGCCAUAAACCGGUGAAGAAGACAUUCUGA